ACAGCUGAGCGGGCCUUGGACACAAUGAACUUUGAUGUUAUUAAGGGACGGCCUGUGCGCAUCAUGUGGUCGCAGCGUGAUCCAUCACUGAGAAAGAGCGGCGUGGGAAACAUCUUCAUCAAGAAUCUGGACAAGUCCAUCGACAACAAAGCUCUAUAUGACACUUUCUCUGCUUUUGGCAACAUCCUGUCAUGCAAGGUGGUUUGCGAUGAGAGUGGCUCUAAAGGCUACGGCUUUGUGCAUUUUGAGACUCAGGAGGCAGCCGAAAGAGCCAUUGAGAAAAUGAAUGGCAUGCUGCUCAAUGACCGCAAAGUAUUCGUGGGCCGCUUCAAAUCUCGCAAAGAACGCGAGGCCGAGCUUGGUGCCCGAGCCAAGGAGUUCACAAACGUCUACAUCAAAAACUUUGGAGAGGACAUGGAUGAAGAGAAGCUGAGAGAGCUCUUUAGCAAAUAUGGUCAUGCCAUGAGUAUCCGCAUCAUGACGGAUGACGGCGGGAAGUCUCGAGGCUUUGGAUUCGUCAGCUUUGAGAGGCACGAGGACGCCCAGAAAGCUGUGGAUGAGAUGAACGGGAAGGAGAUGAAUGGCAAGCUGAUCUAUGUCGGUCGUGCUCAGAAGAAGAUUGAGCGACAGACGGAACUCAAGCGCAAAUUUGAGCAAAUGAAACAAGAUCGCAUGACUCGCUAUAAUGGCGUCAACUUGUAUGUGAAGAAUCUUGAUGACGGAAUUGAUGAUGAACGUCUGCGAAAGGAGUUUGCACCGUUUGGCACCAUAACUAGUACCAAGGUGAUGAUGGAAGGUGGGCGCAGCAAAGGCUUUGGGUUCGUCUGCUUCUCGUCGCCUGAGGAGGCCACUAAAGCUGUGACUGAAAUGAAUGGACGCAUCGUAGCCACCAAGCCACUGUACGUUGCCCUGGCCCAGCGGAAAGAAGAGCGUCAAGCCCACCUGACCAACCAGUACAUGCAGCGCAUGGCCAGCAUGCGUGCGGUCACAAACCCAGUCAUCAGUCCCUACCAGCCGGCUCUGCCCUCUGGAUACUUCAUGGCAGCCAUACCUCAGACCCAGAAUCGCGCGACUUACUACCCAGCUGCAGGCCAGAUGGCCCAGCUGCGCCCGAGCCCACGCUGGACCACCCAGGGUGCCCGGCACCAACAGUUCCAGAACAUCCCAGGUGCCAUGCGUCCCUCAGCACCACGGCCUCAGACCCUCAACGCGAUGCGACCUGCCUCUGUGCCUCGCAUGAUGGCCACUCAGCGUGUCGCCGCUCAGACAAUGGGCCCCCGAGCCACCUCGCCCGCCGCAAUGGCCAACCAAGUGCGCGGAGUCCCUCAGUACAAGUACGCUGCAGGAGUCCGCAAUCCCCAGCAACACAUGGCUGCUCAGUCACCCGUCGCCAUGCAGCAGCCUGCAGUCCACGGUCAAGGACAGGAGCCUCUGACUGCUUCCAUCCUGGCUGCUGCUCCACCACAGGAACAGAAGCAGAUGCUGGGUGAACAUCUUUUCCCACUGAUCCAGACCAUGCAUCUCAGUCUGGCAGGCAAGAUCACUGGCAUGCUGCUGGAGAUUGACAACUCGGAGCUGCUCCACAUGCUGGAGUCUCCAGAGUCUCUGCGCUCAAAGGUGGAUGAGGCAGUGGCUGUGCUUCAGGCCCACCAGGCCAAGGAGAACGCCCAGAAGAAUGUGACAAACGCAACUGUUGUCCCAAGUGUCUGAACUCAAGGAAUGUGCAUCCUUGAGAUUAAUGUCAUCAACGGGGGGAAAAAAAACAAUAUAAAAAAAAAUAGAAUUUAACAGUGAAAAUUAAAAAAAAAGAAAAGAAGACACAAAACAACGUAAAAGAAGUCAAAUAAUAUUUUUGGCAACAAGUCUCCAGCCAGGCUUAGGAUAGACGGUAACACCAGGCCUUGUUUGCUGAGUUAAAGAGAAAAAAUCCAAAAAAAGAGAAAAAGUUUAAAUGAAAAAAAUGAUUGAAGGCUUUUAGAGGUGAGCUGAGUUUGAAAGCAUUCCUUUCUGCCAUUUUAUUCCCUUUUAAAUGUUU
This is a messenger RNA of Solea senegalensis (Senegalese sole), 2035 nucleotides long. RefSeq names its product polyadenylate-binding protein 1-like. The record is from RefSeq and is a predicted model, not a curated record. Gene Ontology annotation, molecular function: poly(A) binding; poly(U) RNA binding; mRNA 3'-UTR binding. Bases 25 to 1710 code for a protein of 561 amino acids. The transcript has 13 exons. NCBI's taxonomy places the organism in Eukaryota, Metazoa, Chordata, Actinopteri, Pleuronectiformes, Soleidae. Gene Ontology annotation, cellular component: cytoplasmic stress granule; nucleus; cytosol.